Adineta steineri is the source of this 888-nucleotide messenger RNA. The record is from the annotation of a GenBank genome assembly. Lineage: Eukaryota; Metazoa; Rotifera; Eurotatoria; Adinetida; Adinetidae.
AUGCAACAUGCUCAAGCUGUUCUCAAUGGUAAUAUGAAUGUUGAUACCGCUGUUGCUGGAAUAAUGCAACAACUUGAAACACUUCUUGCCUCACACCCAUCAAUUGUCAGCAGUUUACAAUCUCUUGCAGAAGAAUUCAAGGGAGUCAUCAAACCAUUUCUUUCUAACUUCCAAUCAAACCUUGUAGCCGGUCGUGCUGGUAUUGAUCUCUCCGCAUUGAUCAGUCAAUUCGGUAGCUUGGACAUAGUUUAUCUUAUUUUUCCACAAUAUAAAAAUAUCAUAAAGAAACUCGUUGAUGUUGCCUAUCAAGUUGGUUCUAAUAUUCCAGAUGAUAAAUUAUAUUUACUUCAACAAUCGGCUAUGCAACAUGCUCAAGCUGUUCUCAGUAAUAAUAUGGAUGUCGAUACCGCUGUUGCUCAAAUAAUGGAACAACUUGAAACACUUCUUGCCUCACACCCAGCAAUUAUCAGCAGUUUACAAUCUCUUGCAGAAGAAUUCAAGGGAGUCAUCAAACCAUUUCUUUCUAACUUCCAAUCAAGACGUGUAGCCAGUCGUUCGGGUAUUGAUUUAGCUGCAAUGAUCACUCAAUUCGGUGGCUUAGAAGGAAUUAUGGCUGCAUUUCCACAAUAUAAAGAUUUAAUCGAUCGACUAUGCGCUGCUGCCUAUGAAGUUGGUAGUGCUGUUGCAGAUGACAAAUUAGAUAUACUUACAGCACAAGCUAUGCAAUACGGUGAAGAUGUUGUCAACAGUAAAAUGAGUGCUAACACAGCUGUUGAUCAAUUGUUGGGAGAACUUGAAACACUUCUUGGCUCAGACUCACCACUUUUACCCGGUUUCCGAAAUCUUGCACAAGAUUUAUUAGCAGUUGUUAACUCAUUUUUAGCCUAA